Messenger RNA from Orycteropus afer afer, 1515 nucleotides. Its product is annotated as tubulin polyglutamylase TTLL13P-like. Gene Ontology annotation, biological process: microtubule cytoskeleton organization; protein polyglutamylation. Gene Ontology annotation, molecular function: tubulin-glutamic acid ligase activity; tubulin binding. Lineage: Eukaryota; Metazoa; Chordata; Mammalia; Tubulidentata; Orycteropodidae. The record is from RefSeq and is a predicted model, not a curated record. Gene Ontology annotation, cellular component: cilium.
AAUCUAAGAGGAUGGAGCUGAGUACCUGUAAAACUAGUGAAUCGGAGGAAGACUAUGCUGAAGAAGAGGAAUCUGAGGAGGAAUGUGUUAGAGGGGAAGAUACCAUCCCUUCUAACCCUUCUCAUGAGGCACUCUCAAAGGCUGACUAUAAGGCAUUUGGGAAUGGAAUUCCCUUAUCCAUUAUAGCCAAGAAAAUUCCAAAGAAAAUCAUAGCCCCAAAUGACCCAGAGGACUUAGAAGUUGGGAGAAGAAAGAAAAAGCGGAAACGCAGACCCUUAGCCAUCAACCUGACCGACUGCAAGUAUGAGAGUGUGCGUCGGGCAGCCCAAAUGUGUGGCCUGAAGGAGGUGGGGGAGGAUGAGGAGUGGAGUGUGUACUGGACGGACUGUUCUGUCUCACUGGAACGAGUCAUGGACAUGAAGAGGUUUCAGAAAAUCAACCACUUUCCUGGCAUGACAGAAAUCUGCCGCAAAGAUCUGCUGGCACGGAACCUCAACCGCAUGCAGAAAAUCUAUCCUACUGAGUACAACAUCUUCCCCCGCACCUGGUGUCUCCCAGCAGACUAUGGGGACUUCCAGUCUUAUGGUCGUCAGCGGAAGAACCGCACUUACAUCUGUAAGCCGGACAGUGGCUGUCAGGGACGGGGCAUCUUCAUCACCCGAAAUCCCCGGGAGAUCAAGCCAGGAGAGCAUAUGAUCUGUCAGCAAUACAUCUCCAAGCCAUUCCUCAUUGAUGGCUUCAAGUUUGACAUGCGAAUCUAUGUCCUGAUCACAUCCUGUGACCCUCUUCGGAUCUUCAUGUAUGAGGAAGGCCUGGCCCGCUUUGCCACCAUGCCCUAUGUGGAGCCCAACAUUAACAACCUGGAUGAUGUUUGCAUGCACCUGACCAACUAUGCUAUCAACAAACACAAUGAGAAUUUUGUCCGUGAUGAUGCUGUGGGCAGUAAGAGGAAGCUGUCAACACUCAAUGCCUGGCUGCGAGAACAUAGCUACGACCCCCGAGAGCUGUGGGGGGACAUUGAAGACAUCAUCAUCAAAACCGUCAUCUCGGCCCAUUCUGUUCUUCGCCACAACUACCGAACCUGUUUUCCCCAAUAUCUGAGUGGAGGUACAUGUGCCUGUUUUGAGAUCCUUGGUUUUGACAUCCUGCUGGACCACAAGCUGAAGCCCUGGCUGCUGGAGGUAAACCACUCUCCAAGCUUCACCACGGACUCACGUCUUGAUCGAGAAGUGAAGGAUGCACUUCUCUGUGAUGCCAUGAUCCUUGUCAACCUCCGAGGCUGUGACAAAAAGAAGGUGCUAGAGGAGGACAAGCGCCGAGUCAAGGAGCGGCUUUUCCAGUACCACCACCAUCCACGAGAAGCCAGGUGCUUCAGGUGUACAGCAUGUGUUUAGUUGUGUGAUUUUGCCUUCUUUCACUCCUAAUAGUAGAAGUCCUGUUCUAGAUGGAGGAUGAGGCCUGAGGCUAAUUAGCUACUUAAAAUAAUUUUUUUUUGUUGCAUAGAUUAUACAUUCA